AUGCCACCACAGGUGGCGGAAGAUAUGUUUCCCAUUUACUGGCGACUUAACUUCACUUAUGUCUGUGACCCUUCUAGGUAUGCGGCCCUUGGAUUGGACAUGGCAAAGGACAUGGCAAAUUUUGCCUUCUGCGACAAGUCCCUUCCUUAUGAUGCUAGGGCUAGAGACUUGGUAAACCAUAUGACAUUGCAAGAAAAGGUUCAACAGCUUGGACAUGAGGCUUAUGGUGUGCCUAGGUUAGGAUUACCCAAAUAUAAUUGGUGGUCUGAAGCCUUGCAUGGUGUGUCCAAGACGGGCCCAGGAACUUUCUUUGACGAAGUUGUUCCUGGUGCAACUAGCUUCCCUACUGUAAUACUCACAACAGCUGCUUUUAACGAGUCUUUAUGGAAAACUAUUGGUCAGCAAAGAGCAAUGUUACAAUUUAGAUAUGCUGAAACACCUGGAGAAGAUCCUUUCAUUGUAGGUAGAUAUGCUUCUAAUUUUGUAAGAGGCUUACAGGACGUUGAGGGGACUGAAAAUCACCCGGAUCCAGACUCCAGACCUCUUAAAGUUUCCUCAUGUUGCAAGCACUUUACUGCCUAUGAUCUUGAAAAUUGGAAGAACAUUGAACGCUAUAUCUUUGAUGCUAGAGUGAAUGAACAAGAUAUGGUAGAAACCUUUAAUCGACCUUUCGAGAUGUGUAUUAGAGAAGGUGAUGUGAGCAGUAUUAUGUGCUCUUUCAAUCGUGUUAAUGGCAUACCUGCUUGUGCUGAUCCGAAACUCCUAAAUCAAACUAUCAGAGGAGACUGGAAUCUUCAUGGAUAUAUAGUCUCAGAUUGUGAUUCCAUCCAAGUUAUGGUUGAACGCCAUAAAUUUCUUGGUGACACUAAGGAGGAUGCAGUUGCAAGAACACUGAAAGCAGGCUUGGAUCUGGAUUGUGGAAAAUACUACACCGAAAACACUGAAGCUUCAGUAAAGCAAGGAAAGGUCGGGGAAGAAGACAUAGACAGGUCACUAAAAUAUCUCUAUGUGGUGCUUUUGAGAGUAGGGUUCUUUGAUGGAAUCCCUCAAUUUCAAUCUCUUGGCAUCAAAGACGUGUGUUCCGAACAACACAUUGAAUUAGCAGCACAAGCAGCGAGGGAAGGAAUUGUCCUCCUCAAAAAUAACGAUGAUACUUUGCCCUUGAAGUCUGAUACGAUCAAAACCUUAGCUGUGGUUGGUCCUCAUGCUAACGCUACCAAGGUUAUGAUUGGAAAUUAUGCAGGAAUUCCAUGCCGAUAUAUCUCUCCUAUCCAUGGGUUUUCGACAUAUGCAAAAGUGAGUUAUGCAAUUGGAUGCGACGUUGCUUGUAGGGAUGACAUAUUGGUAUUCCCAGCAAUGAAAGUUGCGCAGGAAGCUGAUGCUACUAUAAGUAGCGGGCAUUGACUUGUCUGUUGAAGCCGAACCAGAGAUCGGGAGGAUCUCCUCCUUCCUGGUUACCUAACUGAACUUAUCAACAAUGUUGCGAAUGCUGCCAAAGGUCCAGUUAUUCUCGUAAUCAUGUGAGCAGGAGGGAUAGAUAUCACUUUCGCUAAAAACAAUGACAAUAUCAAAGCCAUUUUGUGGGCUGAAUACCCUGGAGAAGAAGGUGGUCGGGCCAUUGCAGAUGUCGUUUUUGGAAAAUACAA
Molecule: messenger RNA, 1646 nt
Organism: Jatropha curcas
Lineage: Eukaryota; Viridiplantae; Streptophyta; Magnoliopsida; Malpighiales; Euphorbiaceae
Source: RefSeq, a predicted model, not a curated record